Molecule: messenger RNA, 927 nt
Organism: Kazachstania africana CBS 2517
Lineage: Eukaryota; Fungi; Ascomycota; Saccharomycetes; Saccharomycetales; Saccharomycetaceae
Gene: ERG25
Product: methylsterol monooxygenase
Exons: 1
Coding region: 1-927 (308 amino acids)
Biological process (GO): ergosterol biosynthetic process
Molecular function (GO): iron ion binding; C-4 methylsterol oxidase activity
Source: RefSeq, a predicted model, not a curated record
AUGUUAGGUGUAUUUGAUAAUUCCACUUUAGCGGAGUUGGUUCGUGCCGACACAUACUCUGAAACGUUGGUAAACAUUGCUCGUAACCAACCUCAACUAAAUGUUAUGGAACAAUAUUGGGCUGCUUGGUACACUUGGAUGAAUAACGAUAUUCUAGCCACAGGCCUGAUGUUUUUCCUAUUGCACGAGUUCGUCUAUUUCUCAAGAUCAUUACCAUGGUUCAUCAUAGACCACAUCCCUUACUUCAGAAGAUGGAAAUUACAGCCAACUAAAAUUCCAAGCACAAAAGAACAGUUGAUCUGUUUGAAAUCCGUCCUAUUGUCACAUUUCUUAGUUGAGGCCAUCCCAAUCUGGACUUUCCAUCCAAUGUGUCAGAAAUUAGGUAUCACCAUCGAAGUCCCAUUUCCUCACUACAAGACAAUGUUGAAAGAAAUCUGCCUCUUCUUCGUUCUAGAAGAUAUGUGGCAUUACUGGGGGCACAGACUAUUCCAUUAUGGUGUCUUAUACAAAUAUAUUCAUAAGCAACAUCAUAAAUACGCCGCUCCAUUCGGUCUUUCUGCAGAAUACGCACACCCUGUCGAAACCAUGACUUUGGGUUUCGGUACCGUCGGUAUGCCUAUUCUUUACGUCAUGUACACUGGAAAACUACAUCUUUUCACCUUAUGUAUUUGGGUCGUCUUCAGAUUAUUCCAAGCUGUCGAUUCUCAUUCAGGUUACGACUUUCCAUGGUCUUUACACAAUUUCUUACCAUUCUGGGCAGGCGCAGAACAUCAUGAUCUACAUCAUCAUUACUUUAUUGGUAACUACGCUUCUUCUUUCAGAUGGUGGGAUUACUGUUUAGACACCGAAGCUGGUCCAGAAGCUCAAGUUGCAAGAGAAGAAAGAAUGAAAGCUAAAGCUGCCAAGAAUGCCAAGAAGAAGAAUUAG